This is a messenger RNA of Protopolystoma xenopodis, 768 nucleotides long. The record is from the annotation of a GenBank genome assembly. NCBI's taxonomy places the organism in Eukaryota, Metazoa, Platyhelminthes, Monogenea, Polystomatidea, Polystomatidae.
AUGUUCAGACAUGUGAAGGAACUGGCUGAGCCCAGGCAUGCAGGUCUUGUGUAUAACUUCACAAACGACAGUGGUGUCAGCGAAUUUGAGCUGUGCGGCAUAGGGUACCAUGCUGGUUCCCUCUUCUCCACUCCGAAAUAUCGGCUCAUUAAAUACCUUACGAAUGAAACAUUGAAAAACGAGGUGAAGGUGCGAAAUGUCUCCGUUCCUGAACUCCAACUCUACACUCAUCUGUACCUGGCUUAUUCGGACCUAAGUCAGGAUUUUUCUACGGUUGUCAAGUCAUCUAAAGACCGCGAAUCCAAGAUACUUGGGGCCAACUUGGUGACGAGUUUGCACUCUCUGGAGAGCAUGUAUGCUCCAAGACAUCUCUAUGACGUCGUCGAGUUUGUACGCACAUGCUACAGAAGUGCGUUGAAGCCAAGGCUCGACUUGAAGCCAAGGCUCGACUUGAAGCCAAGUGGCUUGGCAACUGCGAAUAGGCAAAUGCAGCAGCGCCGUGCCUGGAUUUCGAUCAUGAGGACAGCCACCUGCCCAGAGAUGAAUAUGUUUAUCAUCAAGAAGACAACAUUCGACUUUCAAUUCAAAGCGAGCAUCGGUGACGAAACCUUCUUGGGGCAGCUGGGAUACGAGUUGGUCGCCUGCGGAGGAGGCGGCAAUUCAACCAACCCUUGUGACUGGGCCAAAGUCGGUUUGCCGCCGGAGGCUGCAGCCGACCAGUGCCUCUAUCGCCUGACACUAUCAAAGAGACUGAAGGCUGCUCACUGA